Molecule: messenger RNA, 672 nt
Organism: Exophiala spinifera
Lineage: Eukaryota; Fungi; Ascomycota; Eurotiomycetes; Chaetothyriales; Herpotrichiellaceae
Exons: 1
Coding region: 1-672 (223 amino acids)
Source: RefSeq, a predicted model, not a curated record
AUGGCAGAAACCAAUGAUCAAUACGACCUCUACAUUCGCCCUCCGACCCCGCCAGACUCUCCUCUGAGAUGGAAGUUCACUCCCAGAGAGCUCGCCAGCCUCCGACAUGUCUCUACUCCUCCUGGCAUUGAACGACAGCCUGAGUCCGAACUAGAACAAGAACAAACGAGUGCUGUUGACGGACUCUCCGCGAGGGUCAAAAAGCCCAAAGUUCCCUUCAAGCCUCCAGCACUCGAAUCACUCUGCACGGGAGCAAACGCAGACACUCCGAUUCCGCAAAUAUGUGCUCCUGGAGCAGGAAAGAAGAAGAUCACAGACAUGGCCAGCGCCUUUGCCUCGCAACCACAAUGCUUGAACUCACUACCUGGAAACGCAGAGAGGGCCAUUUCGGGAUCAGAGCCCUACUUCCACCGACAUGAGACCAUUUACAAACGGGUAUUCAAGAAUGGAGAACCUGUCGAGACUAUCACGCAGACAUGCGAGGUUUCUGGCCUCGAUCCGUUCGAGAGAUCGGUGGGAGAGAGCGUAAAGGCGCCGGACGAGACGGAAGAGUCCCUGGGCGAAGCAAAGAAGAAUGCAAAGCUGAAUACUAAGGACAGUAGUACCUGCGAGGAGUACUGUGGUGAAGAGGAGGAUGGGGACGAGGAGGAGUUCGCCGGAUUAUUCGUCUAA